AUGGAAGGAGGGAAUGAAAGAAAGCUAGAUGAAGUUUUUGGCGUUGAAGACUGGGGAGAACAUGGGAAUAUUGAUUCCCUUGGUCCUGAGGAUGGUUCUCCUCUAAAUGAGUUGAUGGAAGGAUUAAUUUUCUGUGAAGAUCAGCAGCUCCAAUCAUUUUCAGAUGAUGUGUUUCUUGAUAAUCUAAGGUUUGAUGCUCUUUCUCCUUCAAUUGAAGCAUGGCUGGAGGAGAUUGCAAACCUUGGUGAGAUCCCUGCUGGAAUUCAAGAUACUGGUGAACACAAUGAUGAAGAGAAUCAUCCACAUGCUACAACAUCAGUUGAGUUGCUUAAGAGUUUUGGUAGUCAUUUCAAACUAUUAAAUGGAGCCACAAUAAUUGAGCCAACAAGUGAAUCAAUAUACAUGAAGGAGCCAACCAUUGGACUAUCAACUGAAGAAAUCAUAAGGGUUGCUGGAAAAAGGUUCAUUCAAUCUUAUUCCCGGACAGUUGAUAUUAUGCCCAUACUUAGCAAUCCUUUUGAUCUGUCAUUAUCUGGACUUUCAAGUGGGGAAAUAGAAAAUAUAGAUCUUGUUUAUAUGCUUUUAGCUUCUGCAGAGAAAGUGAGCAAUCACGAAUAUGAGCAUGCCAGUAAACUGCUCAGUCAAUGCGAUCAUUUGUCUUCCCGCACGGGAAAUUCGGUUGAAAGGGUAGUUUAUUAUUUUUCUGAAGCUCUUCAGGAGAAGAUUAAUCAAUCGUGA
Molecule: messenger RNA, 738 nt
Organism: Tripterygium wilfordii
Lineage: Eukaryota; Viridiplantae; Streptophyta; Magnoliopsida; Celastrales; Celastraceae
Exons: 1
Coding region: 1-738 (245 amino acids)
Source: RefSeq, a predicted model, not a curated record